UUCUCAGCACGCAAAAAAUUUUCUCUCUCCUCUGCCCACUCUUCUACUUCGUUGUUUUCUCUCUCUUAAAACCGCCAUUAAACUUCCUGCAACCACCUCAAUCAACUUUCUCUCUCUUCAAACCGCUACUAAUCUUCAUUAUUAAAGCUGAAUUUCCACAAAAUAUCAAGAGAAGAAAUCUGUGACUUCUUUUUACUGAAAAAAAAGAGAAAAAUGGAUGUUCGUGACGCAAUUGACAUGAACAAGCUUCAAAAUCCACCGAAAAGCAAAAAAAAAACGAAGAUGCCGAAAGAAAAAAAGGAAACGACUGGAAGAUCUAGUGAAGAGCAAAAAAUCGGGAAUGCAAAGCAACCAGACAUGAAGGAAACUGGAAAAUACGAAAUUGAGAAGGAAAUUGAAGCUGAAAAGCAAAUAGACACAUUCCAAGAACAACCACAAAGGUUAAUACUCAAAUUUAAGCGAAGACCAACUAAAUCCCAGCCAGAGGUUCAGAAAGUAUUAAGUGAAGGAGAUGGGAAGGCAUGUACAACUUCUGAGACAGAAGUUCAAAAACCAUUGAGUGAAGGAGAUAAGAAAUCUUCAUCAAAAUCACAGCCUGAAGUUCAAAAAACAUCAAGUGAAAUAGAUCAAGAAGAGUCUUCAAAAUCUUUGGUACAAAGAAAGAUUGCUACAAAAAAUAGGGGCAACAACUUACUGAAACAACUUUUAGCAAAGAGCAUAAAGCAGAACAACAAAAAAAGGCUGCACAAAUGGUAGCUG
This is a messenger RNA of Spinacia oleracea (spinach), 759 nucleotides long. RefSeq lists its product as uncharacterized. The coding region runs from base 214 to 756 and encodes 180 amino acids. The record is from RefSeq and is a predicted model, not a curated record. Lineage: Eukaryota; Viridiplantae; Streptophyta; Magnoliopsida; Caryophyllales; Amaranthaceae. The transcript has 9 exons.